GCAAAAACCCCUUCAAAACCAAAGUUUCCUAAAAAAUGUCAUUUUUGCCUCUUUGAGCUGUAAUUUGACCUCCUUAAAAUGCUUCAAAACUCGACACACACAUCAGGACUGGCAAAAAUUGCGAUUUAAUCAAAAAACCAAAACUCCAAAUUGCACUCUAGCGCCCCCUAGUAAAAAACACAGACAAAACCGCUUGUAAUUUCCGUUAGAAAUGUCGUAGAGACACGAAACAAAAACCUCUAUGUAGGUCUGACUUAGACCUAGAUUUCAUACACUGACCUCCUGCAGCAAAAAUCAACAGGAAGUUGGCAAAAACCCCUUCAAAACCACAGUUUUCUAAAAAAUGUCAUUUUUGCCUCUUUGAGCUGUAAUUUGACCUCCUUAAAAUGCUUCAAAACUCGACACACACAUCAGGACUGGUGAAAAUUGCGAUUUAAUCAAAAAAACAAAACUCCAAAUUGCACUCUAGCGCCCCCUAGUAAAAAACACAGACAAAACUGCUUGUAAUUUCCGUUAGAAAUGUCGUAGAGACACGAAACAAAAACCUCUAUGUAGGUCUGACUUAGACCUAGAUUUCAUACACUGACCUCCUGCAGCAAAAAUCAACAGGAAGUUGGCAAAAACCCCUUCAAAACCAAAGUUUCCUAAAAAAUGUCAUUUUUGCCUCUUUGAGCUGUAAUUUGACCUCCUUAACAUGCUUCAAAACUCGACACACACAUCAGGACUGGCAAAAAUUGCGAUUUAAUUAAAAAAACAAAACUCCAAAUUGCACUCUAGCGCCCCCUAGUAAAAAACACAGACAAAACUGCUUGUAAUUUCCGUUAGGAAUGUCGUAGAGACAUGAAACAAAAACCUCUAUGUAGGUCUGACUUAGACCUAGAUUUCAUACACUGACCACCUGCAGCAAAAAUCAACAGGAAGUUGGCAAAAACACCUUCAAAACCAAAGUUUUCUAAAAAAUGUCAUUUUUGCCUCUUUGAGCUGUAAUUUGACCUCCUUAAAAUGCUUCAAAACUCGACACACACAUCAGGACUGGUGAAAAUUGCGAUCUAAUUAAAAAAACAAACCCCUAAACUCAAAAUUGCGCUCUAGUGCCCCCUAGGUAUAAAACACUGACAAAACUGCUCUUGGGAAGAAAACACAGACAAAACCGCUUGUAACUUCCGGUAGGAAUGUCGCAGAGACGUUAAACGAAAACCUCUAUGUAGGUCUCACUUAGACCUACCGUUCAUUAAUUGACAUCCUUCUUCAAAAAUCAACAGGAAGUUGGCAAGUACCCCUUCAAAACAAAAGUUUUGUAAAAACCUGUCACCUUUUUUCAAACAUUAUCUCCUCUGAGCGCAUUUGUUGUGUCGGCUUCAAACUCGCACAGGAAAGAGAUUGAACCCUUCUGAUUAAAAGUUGCGCAAAGAUUUUUUUCUAACUUUCGGUUUUGAUUUUACAAGUUUUCAAAGAACUGCUGCUGCCGUCUCAAGAUGGCCGCUUAAAAGCAGGAAGCACAGAGAAGGUAGGUACUGUGCGGGUAAAGAUAUGUUGACUGGGUGAAAGAAGGGAGGCACCAGUUUGACACCAGGAUACAGAGAAGGUAGGUAAUGUGCAGGUAAAGAUAUGUUGUCUGGGUGAUGGCAGGAAGCACCAGCGUGUAUGGGUGAGAGAAAGAAGCACCAGCGUGACCUCAGGAUGCAGGGAAGGUAGGUAAUGUGCAGGUAAGAUAUGUUAAAUGGGUAAAGGCAGGAAACACCAGCAAAAUUUGGUUCCGUCCAUCGCUGCUUGCAGCUUUAUUUUUUCUUGUGUUUGUCACUAAAAAAAUCUGGGCUGUCUUUGGUAUUUUAAAGUACUCCAUUCAUUAAAUAUAAAAUGUGUCGAUUUAAACCAGCAAUGACAUGAAACAAUUCUGCUGAAUUACAUUGUUACUAACGUGUGUGUGUGUGUGUGUGUGUGUGUGUGUGUGUAGGGGGUGUGGCCUAGUUCGCCUAGACCUGUCGCCUUGGCCGCGGUGUUCAUUGCCCGUCUGGAAGUUAAAGAGCAAACAUGAGCGGACGUGUUGGAGAUUUGAGCCUCAAGCAAGGGGAUGCUUUAGCCCAGUUUCGGGUCAGAAUCCAGGACAUCCUUCCAGACCUUCCGGCUGAGCACGACCACUACUUGCUACGCUGGCUCCGAGCGAGAAGCUUCAAUGUUGCCAAAGCUGAAGCCAUGAUCCGCAAGCACAUUGACUUCAGGAGGAAAAUGAAGGUGGACACUAUCAUCUCCGACUGGACGCCGCCUAAGGUGAUCCAGAAGUACGUGUCCGGCGGCAUGUGCGGCUACGACAAAGAGGGAAGUCCGAUCUGGUACGACGUGAUUGGCCCGCUGGACCCCAAAGGUCUCCUGAUGUCGGCCAGCAAGCAGGACUUCAUGAGGACGAAGAUCCGGAACAUCGAGAUCCUGCAGAGGGAGUGUCGGCGGCAGUCCAGCAAGUUGAACAAGAACGUGGAGUCCAUCACCAUGGUCUACGACUGCGAGGGACUCGGCCUCAAGCACAUGUGGAAGCCCGCCAUCGAGACCUACGGCGAGAUUCUCACCAUGUUUGAGGAGAACUACCCGGAGGGGCUCAAGAAGGUCUUUCUCAUCAAAGCUCCCAUACUGUUUCCCAUGGCGUACAACCUGAUCAAGCACUUCCUGUGCGAGGAGACGAGACGCAAGCUCGCCGUCCUCGGAGGUAACUGGCAGGAAGUGCUGCGCAAACACGUCGACGCCGAGCAGCUCCCGGUGGCGUACGGCGGAACCCGGACCGACCCGGACGGAGACCCUCGCUGCAGAACCAUGAUCAACUACGGCGGCACGGUGCCGAGGUCGUACUACGUGCGGGACUCCAUCCAGGUCCGCUACGACGCCAGCGUCACCAUCAGCCGCGGCGCCGUCCUACAGCUGGACUACGACGUCGGCGCCCCCUGCAGCCUGCUGAGGUGGCAGUUCUCCAGCGACGGCGCCGACAUCGGCUUUGGUGUCUAUAAACGCACGGCGGAGGGCGGCGAGCAGAAAAUGGCGGCCAUGUUGGAGGUUGUUCCCUGCGAACGCUACAACGCUCACCUGGUGCCCGAAGACAACGCCGUCACCUGCCCCGAACCCGGAGUGUAUGUCUUGUGUUUCGACAACAGCUACAGCAUCAUUCAGUCCAAGACGGUCAGCUACACGGUGGAGGUGCUGCCUCCUGCAGGAGAGGUUCUGAUGCUGCCGGACCGCGCCGUCGGUCGCAUUCCAGUGUGAACGUGGACGCUUCAGUGGGUGCGCCCGCACGGUCUGGAGUCACAAGUAAACUCAUCAUUAACGUAGACGCUGUACCUAAUCAUGUGACCGUACAGGAAGUGUUGAAAUGAAACCAUUCACUCAUUAUCAUCCAGCCAUCUUCUUCUGCUUAUCCGGGGUCGGGUCGCGGGGGCUGCAGCCUAAGUAGGGAAGCCCAGACUUCCCUCUCCCCAGCCACUUCUUCCCAGGCCAGCCGUGUCCUGGGUCUUCCCCGUGGCCUCCUACCAGUCAGAUGUGCCCGAAACACCUCCUUAGGGAGGCGUUCGGGCGGCAUCCUGACCAGAUGCCCGAACCACCUCAUCUGGCUCCUCUCCAUGUGGAGGAGCAGCAACUUUACUUUAGAACAGGGGUCACCAACUUUUUUGAAAGCAAGAGCUACUUCUUGGCUACUGAUUAAUGCGAAGGGCUACCAGUUUGAUACACACUUAAAUAAAUUGCCAGAAAUAGCCAAUUAGCUCAAUUUACCUUUUAAUAAAUAAAUCUAUAUAUAUAUAAAAAAAAUGGGUAUUUCUGUCAUUCCGUCGUACAUUUUUUUUCCUUUUACGGAAGGUUUUUUGUAGAGAAUAAAUGAUGAAAAAAACAUUUAAUUGAAUGGUUUAAAAGAGGAGAAAACACGAAAAAAAAUGAAAAUUCAAUUUUGAAACAUAGUUUAUCUUCAAUUUCGACUCUUUAAAAUUCUAAAUUCAACCGAAAAAAAUGAAGAGAAAAACUAGCUAAUUCGUAUCUUUUUGAAAAAAUUUAAAAAAUAAUUUAUGGAACAUCAUUAGUAAUUUUUCCUGAUUAAGAUUAAUUUUAGAAUGUUGAUGACAUGUUUUAAAAAGGUUAAAAUCCAAUCUGCACUUUGUUAGAAUAUAUAACAAAUUGGACCAAGCUAUAUUUCUAACAAAGACAAAUCAUUAUUUCUUCUACAUUUUCCAGAAGAAAAAUUUUAAAAGUAAUUCAAAAGACUCUGAAAUAAGAUUUAAAUUUGAUUCUACAGAUUUUCUAGAUUUGUCAGAAUUCAAUUUGAAGAAAUAUUUCACAAAUAUUCUUCGUCAAAAAAACAGAAGCUAAAAUGAAGAAUUAAAUUAAAAUAUAUUUAUUUUUCUUUACAACUAAAAAAAAUACUUGAACAUUGAUUUAAAUUGUCAGGAAAGGAGAAGAAGGAAUUUAAAAGGUAAAAAGGUAUAAGUGUUUAAAAAUCCUAAAAUAAUUUUUAAGGUUGUAUUUUUUCUCUAAAAUUGAAUUUCUGAAAGUUACUAGAAGCAAAGUAAAAAAAUAAACUAAUUUAUUUAAACAAGUGAAGACCAAGUCUUUCAAAUAUUUUCUUGGAUUUUCAAAUUCUAUUUGAGUUUUGUCUCUCUUAGAAUUAAAAAUGUCGAACAAAGCGAGACCAGCUUGCUAGUAAAUAAAUACAAUUUAAAAAAAUAGCGGCAGCUCACUGGUAAGUGCUGCUAUUUGAGCUAUUUUUAGAACAGGCCAGCGGGCGACUCAUCUGGUCCUUACGGGCGACCACGUUGGUGACCCCUGCUUUUUAGCUUCUCACCCUAUCUCUAAGGGAGAGACCCGCCACCCGGGGGUGGAAACUCAUUUCAGCCACUUGUACCCGUGAUUUUGUCCUUUAGGUCAUAACCCAAAGCUCAUGACCAUAGGUGUGGAUGGGAACGUAGAUCGACUGAUAAAUUGAGAGCUUUGCCUUCCGGCUCAGCUCCUUCUUCACCACAACGGAUCGAUACAGCGUCCGCAUUACUCAUUCAUGAGCAAGACUCCGAGGUACUUGAACUCCUCCACUCAAGGCAGGGUCUCCUCCCCAACUAAAACCCUCGCCCUUUCCCGGGCGAGAACCGUGGACUCGGACUUGGAAGUGCACUCAUCACAAUCUAGUAGUCCACUCUUUACAUGACCAAUAAUUGACUGUUUUAAUGUGUUGCUUCAUUUGGGUCUGAGUAACAUUUCAUCUCAACGUUUGUCCUAAUAUUGAUGACUUUGUAAUAAAUAUCCACUUGUAAAAUGUGAAUAAUUGUAUUAAUAAAACUUGAAAAAGUGAUAAAAACAAUAAAAAUCUGAGAGCAUGUAA
Nerophis ophidion (straightnose pipefish) is the source of this 5341-nucleotide messenger RNA. It is a transcript of the gene sec14l7, whose product is annotated as SEC14-like lipid binding 7. The record is from RefSeq and is a predicted model, not a curated record. Bases 2032 to 3246 code for a protein of 404 amino acids. The transcript has 12 exons. Gene Ontology annotation, cellular component: cytoplasm. Lineage: Eukaryota; Metazoa; Chordata; Actinopteri; Syngnathiformes; Syngnathidae.